This is a messenger RNA of Lachancea meyersii CBS 8951, 315 nucleotides long. The record is from the annotation of a GenBank genome assembly. Lineage: Eukaryota; Fungi; Ascomycota; Saccharomycetes; Saccharomycetales; Saccharomycetaceae.
AUGGAACACCCAGCAUACACUCUAGCCGCAUUGACCGCCAUGGGCGGAGCAAUGGGAUUUGCCCGUAAGGGCUCCGAGCCAUCGCUCUUGGCAGGGUUGGCCUUUGGUGGGAUUUACGGCUACGCUGGCUACCUGCUCAGCAGAAACGCCGACGGUGGUUUGGAACUGGCACUGGGUGCCAGUUCCCUGAUGCUGGUGACGGGGAUUGCAAGGGGCAUUCCCUCGCGGUUUUCGAAGCCUGUUCCACUGGUUUUGACGAUCUUGGGUGGUUUAGGCGCUACCUACUACGGGAAAAAAUACAAGGAGUUUUACUAA